Messenger RNA from Folsomia candida, 774 nucleotides. RefSeq lists its product as uncharacterized. Lineage: Eukaryota; Metazoa; Arthropoda; Collembola; Entomobryomorpha; Isotomidae. Bases 250 to 531 code for a protein of 93 amino acids. The record is from RefSeq and is a predicted model, not a curated record. The transcript is spliced from 3 exons.
UUUCUCAUUUUCAUUUACUUCACUUCUUCACCUCGACUGGGUUGGACACAUACGGAGUCCUUCCUUGUCACUUUAUAUUUACAAUAUUUUUACGGAUCAAUUUCAUAAUUAUUAAGCGCUCACUUGCUAAACAAGGCUCAGCGUCACUAUUAAUUGAGCUUGUUGUACCCAUUUUAUAUUGUGCCCAUAAAUACAUUUUAUAUAUUGGAGGUCCGAUUGGUUUAUCAAGGUCGACAGAAAAGAAAUAACAUGUUUCCCACCCGAUAUUUUAUUUUUAUGAUGAUAAUCAUUGAGGCGUCAAGUGGUCCACUGCCUGACGAAAGAACGGCGCAUUUAAGUCGUCCCAACCGCCCAGAGGGACUGGAAAGAUUCCUUGGACUUGGCGUUGUCUUGCCGUAUCCUUAUUUUCAAAAGCCACAGUAUCGAUUUCCCGUGUAUGACCGAGAGGGGAGAGGCUACCUCGCUUACGGAUACGGAGGCAAGGAGACAUUCCGCUAUACCAAGUUUGACCAGAGUGAAGGUCAUCAUUAAGUGUCAGCGUCGUUGGCUAGAUAAAUGCGAAAAUUUGACUUUGUAAAACUUUAUAUUGUCAAAAUCCAAAAAUAUUAUGUACAAAGACAUGGUUAUUUGUUAAAAAAAACUCUGAGCAUAGUUAUAAUGACUUACACUACCCGAUCUCAUUAAUUAAAUUCGUAAGUUAUGCUAUCGUUUGACUAUGUACAUGCAUAGUUUUAUAAAUGACAAUAAAUAUAUACUAUUACAUAUAACAUGAAA